AUGGGUGACUGGAACUUAUUGGGUGGCAUUCUAGAGGAAGUUCACUCCUACUCAACCAUCGUGGGGAAAAUCUGGCUGACCAUCCUCUUCAUCUUCCGAAUGUUGGUACUUGGUGUGGCUGCCGAGGAUGUCUGGGAUGAUGAACAGUCAGCAUUUGCCUGCAACACUCAGCAACCAGGUUGCAACAACAUCUGCUAUGAUGAUGCUUUCCCUAUCUCUUUGAUCAGAUUCUGGGUUUUACAGAUCAUCUUUGUGUCAUCUCCUUCUCUGGUGUACAUGGGUCAUGCCCUUUACAGACUCAGAGACUUUGAGAAAGAGAGACAGAGGAAAAAGUCACACUUCAGAGCCCAGAUGGAGAAUCCAGAGCUUGACUUGGAGGAGCAACAAAGGAUAGAUAGGGAACUGAGGAGGUUGGAGGAGCAGAAGAGGAUCCAUAAAGUCCCUUUGAAAGGAUGUCUGCUGCGUACAUACGUUUUACACAUUUUGACCAGAUCUGUGCUAGAAGUGGGGUUUAUGAUAGGCCAAUAUAUUCUGUAUGGGUUUCAGAUACAACCCCUUUACAAAUGCACCCAACCUCCUUGCCCCAAUGCAGUGGAUUGUUUUGUAUCUAGACCCACAGAGAAGACCAUUUUCAUGCUCUUUAUGUACAGCAUUGCAGCCAUCUCCUUGUUACUUAAUAUACUGGAAAUAUUCCAUCUGGGCAUCAGAAAAAUCAUGAGGGCACUUUAUGAUCAAUCCAGCAGUGGGGACAUUGAGAAUGAAAGAGGUCCUCUUUUCCAUUUGAAGUCUUCAGGGACCCAGCAGUGUACGAUUUGCUCUUCCUUACCUGAAAGAACUUCUUUACUUCUAGCCAACAACUACCAACAUCAGGUCACCCACGUCAAUGUUCCAAAGUCUAAAACCAUGUGGCAUAUCCCACAGCCCAGGCAACUUGAGGUUGAUUUUUCCUAUAGCAAAAAAGAAUGGCCUGAGAUGGAUCAGCACAGCGGACAGCUCCAGUUCCACAGCCCAAGCCUCCAGAAUGGCAAUGCCAACAUUCAGCACCCGGGACAGCAACCAAACAAUUCCUCCUCUGGUCUACAGAACGGAAAGACGGUAAUGGCCUCUAGAAACUGUCCAUCCUAUAAAUUAGGAACGUGCGAACAAUCCCCGGACUUGGCACCCUCAGGUGAACCUGUCACCGAUUUGCACCGUCACUGCAGAGACAGUGAUGGCAGUGUGAGAGAGAGUGGGGUCUGGAUAGAAAGAUCUUACCCAGGCAGUCGCAAGGCUAGUUUUCUUUCCAGAUGGGUGUCUGAGAAGGGACAGCUGCACAGUGACUCAAGAAGCUCUACUUCUCUGAAUAGCUCUUGCGUGGACUUGCCGCACCGGGAAAACAGCCCCUCCCCUAUGCCCUCAUCCACUGGACACAGAACAUCAAUGGUAAGAAAGACAGACAGCCAUACCGACACAGAAUGA
Messenger RNA from Octodon degus (degu), 1458 nucleotides. It is a transcript of the gene Gja10, whose product is annotated as gap junction protein alpha 10. The record is from RefSeq and is a predicted model, not a curated record. The coding region runs from base 1 to 1458 and encodes 485 amino acids. NCBI's taxonomy places the organism in Eukaryota, Metazoa, Chordata, Mammalia, Rodentia, Octodontidae. Gene Ontology annotation, cellular component: connexin complex. Gene Ontology annotation, biological process: cell communication. The transcript has a single exon.